AUGUCCUACGCCAUUGAAUCAAAGAAGCGAAAGUUUCACCGGGCCUUGGAAUCCAUUUCCAAGCCCGCCACUCCUGCGAAUGCCCCGAAGCCUGCGACUGCGACGCAUGCGACAGCCAAAGACCGUCUGCCGGCCAACCUCUCCAUCAAAAAGGUCCGAUUGAGCAGUAACGACUACUCAGACCUUCCUUCUGUCCGCAACUCGAUGUCGAAUAUCUCGGGCGCCGCAGUCCGGUCAACAUCUGCCUCCUCGAAUAAGCGCCCGACCUUUGCCCCAUGGGAUCGUGAUAUCUUCCUCGAGCGACUCGAGACCUUCCGUCGCGUGGACCGAUGGGACUCCAAGCCGACUCCGAUCAAUGAAGUACAAUGGGCAAAGCGCGGUUGGAUAUGCACGGAUUCUGUGCGAGUGAGCUGCGUCAGUGGCUGUGGUGGCUCCGUGGUCGUCAAGCUACCAGAUGAAAUCGAUGAGCUCGACGGAUAUGAUGCGGAAAAGGUUCAGGAACGAAAGGAAGUUCGGGAGAGACUUGUCGAGGAAUACGCUAAGAUGUUGAAGGACGGCCAUGAGGAGAAAUGCCCAUGGCGGAACAAGGCGUGUGACGAUACUAUCCAGCAUCUCCCGCUGAACAGCCUUGGGAGGGCGCUAUCUGGCCUUCAUGGUCGAUACUUCAACCUGUUGAAGAUGAAGGAUAAGUUACCGACUGUUGAUAAGAUCGAAACUCCCAAAAGCCUUGAUCUGGAUGCUACUGCACGGAUACUGCCUGAGGAAUGGUUCAAGGAUUCGGACCCAGUGGCAAACGGAUCAAAUGAAGAAACUGGCGCCGAUGCCGGCAGCUCCCAAGACACCCCAGAGUCUACCUCCGCACCGUCAACAGACACGCUGCAACUUGUCAAUCAAACCGCACUUGCACUGGCGCUCUUUGGCUGGGAUUCUGUUGCUGAUGGAGCAGCGGGUAUAGUAUCAUGCAGGGCUUGUUUCCGUCGGCUGGGUCUCUGGAUGUACAAGCCGAAGGAAAAUGGAGAGGUUACUGUCUACAGCUCUCUGGAUGUAUCAAAUGAGCAUAUGGAAUACUGCCCCUGGAUCGACCGAGUGGCUCAGAGCGGCACAGGAAGGCCAAAUGAGAAGGCGGAUACUCUGCGCAGCGGCUGGGAGGUCGUCGCAGAUGCUGUCAAAGUGAAGAAUCGCCGGCGCCUCCGCUCUGGUGCUUCAUUGGAAAACAUUCGCAGCGAGGCCAGCACUCCUGUGCCAGAAACUGUGCCAGACGACAUCAAUGACGACGGUGAUGAGGAGACGAAGAAAAAGGCGGAUCGCGAAUGGUGGGCCAGAAUUCGACGCAUUCGACAAUCAUUGAAAACGAAGUCGCCGCACAAGUCUGUUGCUCAGAAAUGA
Molecule: messenger RNA, 1386 nt
Organism: Penicillium argentinense
Lineage: Eukaryota; Fungi; Ascomycota; Eurotiomycetes; Eurotiales; Aspergillaceae
Exons: 3
Coding region: 1-1386 (461 amino acids)
Cellular component (GO): nucleus
Molecular function (GO): zinc ion binding
Source: RefSeq, a predicted model, not a curated record